AUGUUACCACCACCGAAUCCGAUAGGCGGUGUUGGGUUUAACUCCUCGAACAACCAAUUUCCAUUUCACCACCACAACCGGCGGAACAACAACAGUUUUAGAGGGAGGAGCGCGAACUUUAACGGCAAGCGCGGAGGAGGGAAGAGCAACAACGAGACUCGGAGAGAAGUCAUCAAAUCGGAUUCGAAUUCCUCGAGGCAUCCGAACAACGGCAAUAAACCGACGAAUUCGAAUUCAAACGCAAACUCUUCUUCUUCCGUUUCGUCGUCGUCUUCUGGAAAGGAAAUCGCUUCUGGGGGUGGCGCUGGGGGCGGGUGGAAAGAAAAACUUUCCGGUUGGUCCACCGCGGCGUCCUCCUGGUCCGCGAAAACCUUGGAAGGGAGUUCAAAUUCGCUCUCCAAAGCGUUAACGGACUUUAACAAGCAGUUUAAACCGCAGAUGGAAGUGGCGGUGGAUUUUGUCGGCCCGACUUGGGACCGCGCGGUGGAAAUCGCGAAACCAGUGACUGGACCGUUGAGGGAGGCGUGGUUAGGUUUGAGUCCGCAGACGCGAGCGUUCGUGAAACCGGCGGCGACCGGGACGGCGGUGGCGCAUAUCAUUCUCGGCUUCCCGAGUCGAAGGUACGCGAGGAAGUUGGAGAGGAAAAUCACGGAGAUGGAAAAGGAGCGAGUGCAGUUGAUGGUCGAUGAUUUUUCGUUGGAGAAAGAGGUGUUGACGCUGAGCGCGGAGAAUAGGCGAUUGGAGAAGAGAGUUUUGAGAAGCGAGAUGGCGUUGCACGCGAUUCGAAGACGGGUGGCGGAAUUUUCGUUGCCGAAUAAGGCGAAGGACGCGUAUGGGAUUGAUGCGAAUCCGAACGAUACGAACGGAGAUGGGGUGAAUGACUACGGGUUAGCUGCGAAGAAUUUAGCGUCCAGUCAAGAGAUGGCGUGGAGAAAGACGCAGGCGUUGAAAGAUGCCGGGGUAUUGCAAGAAAGAGGAGGCAACGAACAACACAACGUGUACGAGAAUGGAAUUCAAAAAGCAUCGAGUAGUUCGUCGUCGAGUGGAGAGGGAGGAAAUUGGUCAGUAGAGCAAAAUAUGUGGGCGUUAGGGGCAACUGUAGCGGCUGAGGAAGCAUCGUCGUCGAACGAUGGAUCGGCUGGCACGUUCCUUCCCCCAAGAUAUUAA
Bathycoccus prasinos is the source of this 1167-nucleotide messenger RNA. RefSeq lists its product with no specific name. NCBI's taxonomy places the organism in Eukaryota, Viridiplantae, Chlorophyta, Mamiellophyceae, Mamiellales, Bathycoccaceae. The record is from RefSeq and is a predicted model, not a curated record. Bases 1 to 1167 code for a protein of 388 amino acids. The transcript has a single exon.